Cryptomeria japonica (Japanese cedar) is the source of this 1671-nucleotide messenger RNA. Its product is annotated as aldehyde oxidase GLOX. The record is from RefSeq and is a predicted model, not a curated record. The coding region runs from base 1 to 1671 and encodes 556 amino acids. The transcript has a single exon. NCBI's taxonomy places the organism in Eukaryota, Viridiplantae, Streptophyta, Pinopsida, Cupressales, Cupressaceae.
AUGACAAUGUCAUCUGUAAUACAGUAUUCGUGUUUUGUGAUGGUGGCAAUGUUAAACAUGUGGACGUGGUACGCAGCAGGGCAAGUGGCAGUGAAGAAGGGAAGAUGGCAACUCCUGGUAGAGAAGGGUGGUGUCUCGGCCAUGCACAUGACCACCACAUACAAAAACACGGUUGUUAUGUUCGACAGGACAAACUUUGGCCCUUCACAGCUCAUGUUGGACAAAGGGCGGUGCCGGGACAACCCACAGGACCAGGCCCUGACCCACGACUGCUGGGCUCACUCCAUCGAAUACAACAUAGCCACCAACAUAAUCAGGCCGCUCAUGGUAUUCACCGAUACCUGGUGCUCGUCUGGUGCGUUCGCAGCCAACGGGACACUCGUUCAAACGGGCGGAUGGCGCGACGGAGGCACAGAUAUGCGCUACUUUGUUCCUUGCUCCGACGCCUCCUGCGACUGGGAUAAUUCUCAGCCUGUUAAGCUUCUCGCCAACCGCUGGUACGCCUCCAACCAGAUCCUUCCCGACAACCGCAUCAUCGUGGUGGGAGGCACGGGCGUGUUUAACUACGAGUUCGUUCCCAGGAGGCCCGAUGAGGGAACGUACAACCUGCCUUUCCUCAUCCAAACCCGAACCAGUACCCAAGUAGAGAACAACCUGUAUCCCUUCCUCCAUCUCUCCUCCGAUGGGAACCUCUUUAUCUUCGCCAACAGGGACUCCAUUCUCCUCGACUACAAGAACAACGUGGUGUUGAAAAAAUUCCCCAGAAUGCCGGGCGAUGGCCCACGGAACUACCCUUCCACGGGCUCUUCCGUCAUGCUGCCUCUAUCUGCCUCCAAUGGAUUUAGCAAGGUGGAAAUCCUCAUCUGCGGUGGCUGCCCAGACAAUGGUUUCGCCGCCGCUAAAGCCGGUAAUUUCAUUGCCGCCCUACGCAGCUGCGGAAGAAUGGUCAUCACGGACGCCAAUCCUUCGUGGAACAUGGAAGACAUGCCCGGGCAAAGAACCAUGUCCGACAUGCUCAUUCUCCCCAAUGGCGAAAUUCUAAUCAUAAACGGAGCAGCCAAAGGUGUGGCCGGGUGGGACAUGGCCAACACACCAGUCUUCACGCCCUACCUCUACAGACAUAGUCUACCGGCCGGGCAACAGCGUUUCUACGUUCUCGCGGCCACCGGCAUCGCUAGAAUGUACCACUCCACUGCCAACGUAUUGCCCGACGGAAGAGUUAUGGUGGGCGGCUCCAACCCACACUUCAAUUACAUUCUCACGGGAACGCAAUUCCCGUCGGAGCUCCGUUUGGAAGCGUACAGCCCCUAUUACUUGGAUAAAACGUAUGCCCCCCUUCGUCCUAAGAUAACUGCUAUGUCUCCGAGAUCCAAUAUUGCCUACGGCGCCACCUUCAGAGUGACUUUCUCAGUUUCAUCCGGUCUGACGAGUAACAGCAAUGUAGUGUUCAAUGUGUACGCUCCACCCUUCACGACUCACACCACAUCCAUGAGCCAGAGGAUGCUCUCGCUUUCCGCUUCCAGACCGGUGCUCGUUUCGAAGUCCACCAAUGUUUAUUCUUCGACUGUAGAAGCUCCACCAUCAGCUGUGGCAGCGCCUCCUGGAUAUUAUAUGCUCUUCGUUGUUAAUGGCGGUGUACCCAGCAUAGCUCGAUGGGUUCAUUUCUCCUAG